Molecule: messenger RNA, 1536 nt
Organism: Setaria italica (foxtail millet)
Lineage: Eukaryota; Viridiplantae; Streptophyta; Magnoliopsida; Poales; Poaceae
Product: glucan endo-1,3-beta-glucosidase
Exons: 2
Coding region: 1-1536 (511 amino acids)
Biological process (GO): carbohydrate metabolic process
Cellular component (GO): plasma membrane
Molecular function (GO): hydrolase activity, hydrolyzing O-glycosyl compounds
Source: RefSeq, a predicted model, not a curated record
AUGGCGCCACCGUCGUGGCAAGGGCACGCAGCUGCCGCCGUCCUCUCCGCCUUCCUCCUCGUCAUAGCACCGUACGCCGCGGCCAUCGGCGUCAACUACGGCACCAAGGGCGACAACCUCCCGCCGCCGGCGAAGGUGGCGUCGUUCCUCGCCAACCGCACCCGCAUCGACCGGGUGAAGCUGUUCGACACCAACGCCGACAUGGUCCGCGCCUUCGCCGGCACGGGCAUCGCGCUCACGGUCACCGCGGCCAACGGCGACAUCCCCAAGCUCGCCACCAAGGACGGCGCCGCCGCUUGGGUGUCCGCCAACGUCGCGCCCUACUACCCCGCCACGGACAUCUCCCUCGUCGCCGUCGGGAACGAGAUCAUGGCCACCGCCGACAAGACCCUCAUCAACAGCCUCGUCCCCGCCAUGCGGGCGCUCAAGGCCGCCCUCGUCGCGGCGGGGUUCCCCAAGAUCCGCGUCUCCACGCCGCACUCCCUGGGCGUCCUCUCCGUCUCCGAGCCGCCGUCGGCGAGCCGGUUCCGCGACGGCUUCGACCGCGCCGUGUUCGCGCCGAUGCUCGAGUUCCACCGCCAGACGGGCUCGCCGUUCAUGGUGAACCCGUACCCCUACUUCGGGUACAACGGCGGCACGCUGGCGUACGCGCUGGCGCGCCCGGGCGCCGUCGGCGUCGCGGACCCCGGCACGGGGAUCACGUACACGAGCAUGUUUGAGGCGCAGCUGGACGCGGUGUUCUCGGCGAUGAAGAGGCUCGGGUUCGGCGACGUGGAGAUCGCGGUGGGGGAGACCGGGUGGCCGUCCAAGGCUGAGGACGGGCAGGCCGGCGUCAGCGCCGCCGAGGCGGCGGAGUACAACCGGUACCUCAUCGGCGAGGCCGCCGGCGGAUCGGGCACGCCGCUGAUGCCGAAGCGAACCUUCGAGACCUACAUCUUCUCGCUCUUCAACGAGAACCUCAAGCCCGGCCCCGUGGCCGAGCGCAACUUCGGGCUCUUCGAGGCAGACCUCACGCCGGUGUACGACGCCGGCCUCAUGAAAGACGGGGCGAAGGCGGCAGCCGAGCCGGCGCCGGCGGCUACCCUGACAUCCGCCGGAUCAGGAGCGCCGGAGCCGGCGAAGGCUCGCAAUGGCGGCAAGGCCGCGAAGAAACAUGUCACGGAGGCGGCGGCGCCGGCUGAGACGGACGCGUCGGCGCCUGCAGAGACGCCCGCGUCGGCACCUGCGCCUUCGUCGUCGGAGGACGCCGCUUCGCCGAUGGCCACCGGACCGUCACCGUCGGGGGUGGCGCCGGCAGAGGGCGAUUCGACCGACGAUGAGAAGACGCCGAAAUCACUCACUAAUGUAGUAAUGUCUAAUGCUUUUCGCUUUGUUGAUGAAACUACUGGUCAGGACGGUGAUGGCGCCGAGGGAAGCACGGAGAAGAAGGCCGACACAUCGCCGGCGCCGGCCGGAGCGGCUUCAGCAGCCGCCGACAUUCUCGUCCCCAUCUCUUCCAUCCUCACGGCUGCUCUUUCCCUAGCUCUUCACAUAUAG